ACGGAAGGGGGCGUGGUUUGUGGCAGAAGCGGCUCCCAUGGCGGAGCAGCGCGUUUCGCGCUGGUACUUCGGCGGCCUUGCGUCGUCCGGGGCCGCCUGCUGCACCCACCCCUUGGACCUGCUGAAGCACUCAGAGCAUGCUCCGGCACCAGCUGACACAGCUCCCAUGCGUCCAGGCCGGCCCCCCACGACUCCCGCUGCCAUGCGUUGCCCCUGGUGAUGGUGGGAAGUGUUGGGCUGCUGCAGGAGGGAAGGAGAGCAUCUGGCUGGCUGUCCACCUGCAGACACAGCAGGAGGUGAAGAUGCGGAUGAUGGGGAUGGCGAUGCACGUGAUCCGCACCGAUGGCUUCUUUGCUCUCUACAAUGGGCUCAGCGCCUCGCUGUGCCGGCAGAUGACAUACUCCUUGACUCGCUUUGGCAUUUAUGAGACCGCAAAGAAACACCUGGGCCAGGGCAGCCAGGGGCCUCCCCCCUUCUACCAGAAAGUGCUGAUGGCUGCAGCAGGAGGUUUCACUGGUGGGUUCGUGGGGACCCCGGCUGAUAUGGUGAACGUCAGGAUGCAGAACGACGUGAAGCAGCCGCCGGCUCAGCGGCGCAACUAUUCCCAUGCCCUGGACGGCAUGUACCGUGUCCUCCGGGAAGAGGGCCUGAAGAAACUCUUUUCAGGAGCUACUGUGGCAUCCUUCCGUGGGGCCCUCGUCACCAUUGGGCAGCUCUCCUGUUAUGACCAGGCCAAACAGCUGGUUCUCGCCACUGGGUUGCUGUCAGACAACAUUGUCACUCAUUUCCUGUCCAGCGUCAUUGCCGGCGGGUGUGCCACAUUCCUGUGCCAGCCCCUGGAUGUGCUCAAGACCCGCCUCAUGAACUCCCACGGGGAGUACCAGGGUGUUGUCCACUGUGCCAUGGAAACUGCCAAGCUCGGACCCCUCGCCUUCUACAAGGGCUUUGUUCCUGCUGCUGUCCGGCUCGUUCCUCAGACUGUUCUCACCUUUCUCUUCCUGGAGCAGCUGCGCAAAUAUUUUGGGAUCAAAGUGACCACCUGAGUUAGAGGGAUGGGACCCUGCCUCACCCCAGAGGGAUGAGCGUGUGGGUCACCCCCAAGAUCCCAGAACCUCUCUCUGCUCUCUGGGGCCAGCACCAUUCUCCCUCCUUUUGGCCCCAUUCCUGUGCCUUGCCAGCACCUGUGGCCAACCCCCCAGACUCCCCUCUCCUCUCACCCCCAUUCUCAGUAUCUCCAUUACCUCUGCACUACUGGUUUUGGGUUUCUUGCGGGGGUUUUUUGCUGUCUUCCUAUUACCCUACUUCUGGCCUUGAGUUCUGUCCUUGCCCCCUUCAGCCCUGUCCCUCACGUGCACCGGGAACAGGACUGUGCUAUCCCGGGGAGGAGUGGGAUUGGCUGCCUGGCUCUGUACCUCAUUGCAGAACAUAUGGGGCUGAGGGGGCUGGUGCCCCUGCGGCUGUGGGGCUUGGGCUCAGGGCAGUGGGGGUGAGGCCCUGUCCUCCCUCAGUGCCUCUGGCCCCCAUGCUCCCCAUGAACGCCAGCUCAGCCUGGACCCCCUGCCCUGCUCCUGACCUCCCACACCCUGCUUCUGCUUGGCCAAAACUCCCCAGCGCUGCCAGCCGCUGGGCUCUUCAGGGAUUGUGCCUCAUACCAAUGAGGGCGGGGAAUGCACCCCAGCCAGCCCCAGCUCUGGCAGGGCCCAGCAACGCCUGCUCGAGGACCCAGUACUCGCUCACUCACAGCGUGCCCUCGUCAGACCCAGCCUCUGUGGGGGCAUCCCCCCCAUGCUGCUCUGCAGCCUCACUUGCCCCAGGGCUGAGCAGCCCCCUGCCCCUCACAGCCCCCUGGCCCUGCACCACCCUGUGUGCAGGGGCUGCGGGCACCAGCCCCUCCGCCGUGUGCACCUCUGUGUGUGCUGGCCCUGAGGGAUCAAAGAACUGGAAUAUCCAUGACCUUAAUGUAUAAUAAAGGUGAACGUGGACAGGG
This is a messenger RNA of Pseudopipra pipra, 1987 nucleotides long. It is a transcript of the gene SLC25A10, whose product is annotated as solute carrier family 25 member 10. The transcript has 12 exons. Bases 138 to 1043 code for a protein of 301 amino acids. Gene Ontology annotation, molecular function: oxaloacetate transmembrane transporter activity; malate transmembrane transporter activity; thiosulfate transmembrane transporter activity. Gene Ontology annotation, biological process: thiosulfate transport; phosphate ion transmembrane transport; malate transmembrane transport. The record is from RefSeq and is a predicted model, not a curated record. NCBI's taxonomy places the organism in Eukaryota, Metazoa, Chordata, Aves, Passeriformes, Pipridae.